Molecule: messenger RNA, 381 nt
Organism: Drosophila nasuta
Lineage: Eukaryota; Metazoa; Arthropoda; Insecta; Diptera; Drosophilidae
Exons: 2
Coding region: 1-381 (126 amino acids)
Source: RefSeq, a predicted model, not a curated record
AUGUACUCCCGUAAUAUCGAUACUCGCCUACAUCGCAAGGCGUGGCGUUCCACUUCGGAUGUACUCAAGGAGCUACAGAUGGAGUUCUCGAAGCAGCAGGAGAAACUGCAGCUGUUCGCGUCGGAGAUGGGGAUGGAAUGGCACUUCAUCCCUCCUCGAGCCCCACAUUUCGUCCGGCAAAUGGCCAACGCGUCACUGACGGAAAGCGAGGUCAGAGCUCAUCUGGCAGAUGUCGAGGCCAUCCUCAACUCGCGGCCUCUCAUUCCACUCAGCUCCGAUCCCAACGAUGGCGAGGCUCUUACGCCGGGCCAUUUUCUAAUCGGGCAAAGCCGCCCGUUCGCUGCCGCAAGGAUCCGUGCCAGACAGGCCCAAAAGAGCUGA